Messenger RNA from Stegastes partitus (bicolor damselfish), 1808 nucleotides. RefSeq names its product polyadenylate-binding protein-interacting protein 2. Gene Ontology annotation, molecular function: mRNA regulatory element binding translation repressor activity. Gene Ontology annotation, biological process: negative regulation of translational initiation. The record is from RefSeq and is a predicted model, not a curated record. Lineage: Eukaryota; Metazoa; Chordata; Actinopteri; Pomacentridae. The transcript has 4 exons. Bases 152 to 550 code for a protein of 132 amino acids. Gene Ontology annotation, cellular component: cytoplasm.
AGAGUGACGCUGCAGAUGUAAACAAACAGAGGCAGCGCGGCCAUUACAGUUCUCCGGAGUUCCUCAGAGUUCUUCGUUUGACACCUUUACCGUCAAACAAAUCAGGGUAUCAUCGGUCCGUCCGCCCGCCCGUCCGCCGGACAGCAGGGACAUGAAAGACCCGAGCAUCAGCAACGCCGCUCCGAACAUGACGAUCAGCAACGAGGUGAUUCUGAGCAACCAGUUCAACAAUGAGGACAACCCGUUCGCAGAGUACAUGUGGAUGGAGAACGAGGAGGAGUUUAACAGACAGGUGGAGGAGGAGCUGUGGGAGGAGGAGUUCAUCGAGCGCUGUUUCCAGGAGAUGCUGGAGGAGGAGGAGCAGUGGGAAUGGUUCAUCCCGUCUAGAGACCUCCCCUCUCAGACCAUCAGCCAGCUGCAGGAGCAGAUCAGCCUCCUGGUCCUGGAUGCAGACGUCCACGCCGACGCUGACUUCGAUGUUGUGGUGAACAGCAGUCUGAACCCCAACGCCAAGGAGUUCACCCCAGGCAUCCAGAAACAUAUUAUGUGACCCCACCUGGCUCCGCCCCCUACCCCAGUCCUCACUGUGACAUCAUUGACAAGAUGUCUACCGUAUUUUCCAGCCGCCACUCGACCUUCAGCCUGACGUGUUGCCAAAGUUCUGCACUCGCACGUGUUCAAGUUCAGAAUACAUUACUGUUAGCUAACUGCAACCCUCCACCCGUCUGUCUGUGGAAACUCUCUGAAUGUAAAUCAGCUGAGAGGAGUGUUUGUGUUCAUGUUAAACUCAGAACAAACUGCUCUGCUGUCUCCAUGCUCACCUUCGGCUUUUAUUUGCACUUUUCUUUUAUAGAACCUGAGAUCAAACCAGGUGAUCGCAUUUUAUUUGAUCGCCUUUAGCGCCUCCUCCUGUCGAAAAGCACUUUUCUGCACGGUUGGUUUUACUGUGUUAGUUCAGAGUCCGGUCCAGUUCAGAGACGCUCUGGUCUGGUUUAGAUGCGCUCUGAUCCAGUUUGCGUCAGCUUUAGUGCACUGUAGAACCGCUCUGAUCCAGUUUAGAUGUUGUCUAUUCCGCUAUGAUCCAAUUUUGCUUUGGUCUAAUCCAGUUUGAUCCAGUAUAGGUCAAGUUCAGUUUUUAUCUGGUCAACUCUGUUCUGAUCUGUUUCAGAGUUGGUCUGGUCUGGUUUAAAUCCAGUCUGACCCUGUUUUUGUCCAGUUUAGAUAUGGUCCGAUCUAGUUCGAUCCAGAUUCGAGUUGAUCUAAUCCAGUUUGAUCCUGUUUAGAUUUAGCCUGAACCAGUUUGAUACAUUUUUGGAUCCAGUCGCCUCUAGUUUGUUCCGGUUUGGUGUUGGUCUGAUCUAGUUUAGAUCCGGCCUGGUUCAGUUUACGUCAGGUCUUGUUUGCAGAUAAAGUUUAGGGUCCGUACAGGUUGAUCCACCCUCAUUUGGUUCAUCUGGUGUAGAUUUAGUCUUACUCAGUUUGAUCCAGUCAGCUCUGGCCUCAUCAGGUUCUGAGCUUGUUUAGACUGUUUACAUCUGUUUUAGGCAUGGUCUAGUCCACUUUAGAUCCACUCUGAUCUACUUUAGAUCAACACUAAUCCAGUUUAGAUUAACUUGAGUUUAGAGCUGUUCUGGUCCAGUGUGACUUGGUAGUUUUGGUGUUUGGUUUGGUCCUCUCUGGGUUCCUUUGUGUUUCACCCUGCUGGUUCUCUGACUUGUCGUUGCUGCCUCAUUAACUGUCGUGUUGACUUUUUUUCUAAAUGCACAGAAAGUACUGUAUAAAAAGUCACAUAAAGAAAAAAAUAUGUU